Messenger RNA from Rhagoletis zephyria (snowberry fruit fly), 667 nucleotides. Lineage: Eukaryota; Metazoa; Arthropoda; Insecta; Diptera; Tephritidae. The record is from RefSeq and is a predicted model, not a curated record.
CAAUCUAGAUCCCCAGCAGGAAGUGCUAUUGCCUCACGGCGAUUUAAUCUCAACGGUAGCCAACGGUUUUGAGGUUGUGGGAAAGUCAGAAAACGUCAUCGUCGCCAUUGCAAAUGUAGAGAAAAAACUGUACGGAGUUCAGUUCCACCCUGAAGAUGACCGUUCCACAAACGGCAAAGAGAUGUUGAAGAACUUUCUAUUCAACGUGGCUGGCCUCUCGGGCAACUUUACCCUGAAGUCUCGAGUAGACAAAAGCAUCGACCGCAUUCGCCAGUUGGUGGGCACAAGCAAGGUUUUUGUACUGGUCAACAGUGGCGUCGACUCGGUGGUCAGUGCCACUCUCCUGCAGNUGAAGGCACUCAAUGCUGACCAAGUGAUUGCCCUCUUCAUCGACAAUGGUCUCAUGCGCAAGAACGAGAGUAUCCUGGUGGAGGAUUCACUGAAAAACGUCAGUCUCACCAUGAUAACCAUCAAGGCCUGGCUGCAAUUCUGCAACGCCACAACAACAAUUUUCCUCUCAAAAGAGGAACCGAAUAAGAAAGUGGUCACAAAGGUGCUCUGCCAGACGACGGCUCCGGAAGAGAAGCGCCACAUCAUCGGAGACACCUUUGUCCGCAUUCUCAACGACAUCGUCUGCGACCAUUUGAAAUCGAAUUUAGGGCAAACA